This is a messenger RNA of Pezoporus occidentalis (night parrot), 2699 nucleotides long. RefSeq names its product transmembrane serine protease 13 (gene TMPRSS13). Gene Ontology annotation, cellular component: membrane. The transcript has 13 exons. The record is from RefSeq and is a predicted model, not a curated record. Gene Ontology annotation, biological process: proteolysis. NCBI's taxonomy places the organism in Eukaryota, Metazoa, Chordata, Aves, Psittaciformes, Psittacidae. The coding region runs from base 206 to 1666 and encodes 486 amino acids. Gene Ontology annotation, molecular function: protein binding; serine-type endopeptidase activity.
GAGGCAGGUGUUUUGCAGGCUGUGCCUGGAGCAGUUGGGAAACGGGCUGGUCGAACUGGUUUCCCUCCGCACCCGGCGCUGGCACUGACGUACGCGCCCGCUCGCCAAACACAUUCUGCCCCGUCCCCACGGACCUGACUUGGCUCCGCACGGCGAAGGAUGGCUGUGCCGGAGCUGUGAGCACAGCACAGCCCUGCACUGGCCCAUGGACCUGAAACCAUCUCUGACCACUGCAUCGCCCGGCAGUGCGCCUCCCAGCCUCCAUGCCUCUGCACCCCGCAACAUCUUCGGUUCCCGACCCCUGAGGCCUAAAGAAAACGUGCUCUGCACCAGCUUCAAGCCCUACAGCCCAGAGUCCAGCCCAGCCCCGGCGCCCUGCACGGCCUGUGAGAGCACACGAUCCUCCAUGUUCAGAGCUCCCUGCAUGAGCCAGCGACGGCUUGCACUCAUCUUCUGUGUUUCCAUCCUCAUCGUGCUGCUCAUCGCCCUCAUCCUCCUGUUUAUGUUCUGGCGGUCACAGACGGGCAUCGUGUACAAGGAACCUGCCGAGAGCUGCAAGGACAACCCCGUGCGCUGCAACGGCGUCGUCGACUGCUCCCAAAGGAGCGAUGAGCUGGGCUGUGUGCGCUUUGCAUCCGAAGAGUCCUUGCUCCAAGUGUAUUCCAGCUCGGAGAACCAGUGGCUGCCGGUGUGCAGCAGUGCCUGGGACGAUUCCUUCUCCAGAAAGACCUGCCAGCAGCUGGGAUUUCAGAAUGCCUCGCAGACCGAAUACGUUCCCCUGCACAUCUCUGGCAAGAGCCUCACGGUGACCAACGAGCAUGAGACCAUCCAGCAGAGCCUCAACAGCUCGCAGUGUCUCACGGGAAAGUUCGUCUCCCUGCGAUGCACAAGUAAGGGGCUGGCUGGCAGGGCAAUGGCCAAGGCCUGUGGGCAGAGGAUUUCUGGCCGCAUCAUUGGAGGAAAGGAGACCUCUGUGAGCAAAUGGCCCUGGCAAGUCAGCGUGCAGUACGGGCCAGUCCACAUCUGCGGUGGCACCAUCAUCGACGCGCAGUGGGUCCUCACUGCAGCCCACUGCUUCUUCAUGAACAGCAUGAAGAUCCUCGAUGACUGGAAGGUGUACGGUGGGGUCUCAGACCUCAAGCAGCAAGCAGAGGCCAUCCCCGUCUCCCAGGUCAUCAUCAACUCCAACUACAGUGAUGAUCACGAUGACUACGACAUCGCUCUCAUGAAGCUCUCCAGGCCGCUGACACUCUCAGCUCAGGUUCGCCCAGCCUGCCUCCCCAUGUACGGCCAGCGAUUCCAGACCGGCAGGUCCUGCUUCAUCACCGGCUUCGGGAAGACCAGGGAGAACGAAGAUAACACAUCCCCGAAGCUGCGGGAGGCCGAGGUGAAGCUGAUCGACUACAAGAUCUGCAACAGCGACAAGGUGUACGAGGGGUACCUGACCCCACGGAUGAUGUGUGCCGGGUACCUGCAGGGAGGGAAGGAUGCGUGCCAGGGUGACAGUGGAGGACCCCUGGUCUGCGAGGACAACGGCCGCUGGUAUGUGGCUGGGGUGACGAGCUGGGGAACAGGAUGUGGCCAGAAGAACAAGCCCGGCGUCUACACACGUGUGACAAAGCUCCUCAACUGGAUACACAGCAAAAUGGAGAGCGAGAAUGACUAACACCGGGAUGGACGCUUGCCUGGGCUGUGCUCUCAGGCCAGCACAAGCCCCUGCCCUUGGCUGCUCCUAGGGCACGAUGCUACCAACAGAUCCCCCCACCUCUCUCUGGACUGUGCCUGCAGCCAGGGCCCUGCUGCUGUGCCCAGUCUCUGCACAUACAGCACCUGCAAAGCGACUCUGCCCUCGAGCCGUGCAAGGGGGCUGGUGGCAAAGCACGCACCCAACCCUGGUCCCGCAACGGCUUUCUGGUGCUUCUCAUGUAAAUAGAUGUGUCCGGACUGGGGUGUCCUGAGUGCUUCCUGGCAGGAUCAGCGGGUGAGGGGCUGCUGGCAUUGCCUGCCGAUCCCAUGGAGGUGGUGGAUGGAAGUGAGGAGCAGGAAUGCCAUGGGAUGCCUGUGGCUGGUCACAGUUGUGCUGCUCUGGGGUGCAGCAUGGUGCUGCCCACACCACAGGCCAUGCUCCCUGUUCUCUCCAUGGGAGGCAAGCAAAAGGGAGCCCCGAGGAGCAGUAGCUGCUCACGUUGGCAGGUAGGUUUAGGAAGUGCCUGUAAGAGAAAACCCUGUCUGUGCAUUUCCCGUGCUGUGGAUAGGGUCUGAGCUCUCGCUCCAGGACUGCGUGCGGCUGGGCUCUGUUUCUGCCUGCUCGAGGAGGAUGCCAGCAGCAGCACGGGGCAGGUCUGCUCUCUGGGCUGUCACAGAGGCCAGCAGCAGCCAGAGGCUGAGGUGGAGUGCGAUGCAGAUCAGCAACCUCCGGGGCAGAGCCAACCCUGGACCUCGCUCUUAGCGCAUUGACCACUGUGGAUGUCUUUCGUUACCUCCCUGUUCACGCCAGAGAGGGGACACAUUAACCCCAAGGAAACAAGUGCCAGCAUCUCCCUGUGGAAGCUAUGGGAGACCUCCAGGUUGGCUGUGCGAGUGCCUGUUGGGUGAGAAGAGGCUGCUGCCCUUGCUGAGGCUCCUGUCCCAGAUGUGUGGUCAGCAGCAGAGGGGUCCUGGGGUGCUUGGCCACUGCACUCAAUAAACGUUUUGGUAGU